Messenger RNA from Trifolium pratense (red clover), 2780 nucleotides. RefSeq lists its product as uncharacterized. The transcript is spliced from 10 exons. The record is from RefSeq and is a predicted model, not a curated record. NCBI's taxonomy places the organism in Eukaryota, Viridiplantae, Streptophyta, Magnoliopsida, Fabales, Fabaceae. Bases 231 to 2336 code for a protein of 701 amino acids.
UUCAGGUGAAAUUCGUUUUCGCCGCCCACUGUGUGGUGCUGUUCUUUAUUAUCUUCUUCUGGUUUCCAAACACAAACCGCAAAAAACAACCCGACCCGACACAACCCGACCCGAAUUCACAUUUUCUUCAAUCGGAACAGAUCGAACCCAAUAACCGCACUAAUAAAUUCUCAUCCCUCUUCCACCUUUCUCUCUCUUUCUCAGUUUUCAAUCUCGCUACUAAUCAGGAUAUGGAGGAGGAUAUGAAAAUUGUUGAUAUUGUUGAUGUUCCUGAUACCCCAGAUAGACCAAAUGUUGGAAACCAUGCUAAAAAAAUUGUAGGUAAUCCCGAGAAGAGGGGGAGGGAUUUUCCUGUUGCUGGUGAAAUAAGCAACUGCAGCAACUAUAUAAUAUUGUCUCCGGAUAAAUGUUACCCAUCUCAGAAUGCUCCCAUAUUUAGGAGAGCCCAAGCUGAGAAAGUUUAUGGACUUGGGACAUCACACUCUAAUGGAGGUGAAAAGAUGGAGAAAGGGAAAACUGUAAGCUCCAAGGUUCCUUCUAGGUCAUCUCAUCAUGGGCAUUUUCCUGUUUUUGAUUUGACUGAAGAGAAUGGGCAGUCCCAACAACCAAAACCAGCUUCCUCACAUCGUGGAUCGAGAGAUAACACAAUUGAAGACAAGAAAGAAGUGAAAGCAAGUAUUGGGAAUUCUUCGUUACCCUUAAUCACUGGUUCUUCGAAUACAUCCAGAAAUGCAGUCACUGGAAAGUAUAAAUCAGAUAACAAAAUACUAAUUCCUAAUAUAUUUAUGGACCGUGGCAAGAGCAUUGCUCUGUCAAAUGAUUCGCAAUCUCAACCGAAAGUUGAAAAUCAACUUCCUUUGCCUCCUCGUCCUUCCACUGCAACUAGAGGUAGAGGGCACAAGAGAUUGGUACGGAAUGGGUGCAUUUCGCCACAUAAUAUUGCAACAAGGGCAAAACAAUCAGCUGAACAGAGCAGCCCUCAAACCAAUGAUGUAGAACAGACCUGUGCUGGGCAUUCAGUUUCUAGCAAUACAAUGUCUCCAAUUAGUGUUGAUGAUAUUGUUGCUGAAGAGAGAGGUGGUGGUAGAGUGAAAGGAAAGGGAGUGCUUAUUCAUCCUUCACAUGGAGCUAGUGCUAGAACUAUUCACACUGAUAGCAGCAGCCCUGUGGUCAAUUAUGAAGAGGCCAGUGGCAGUAGUAAUAAACCAAUAAAUUCAGUCGGAAACUGGGAGAGACAAAGUGGUUGGAGAACUACACAUAAUGAUGUGAAUGGGCAUCAUUCAAGGAGAAGUUUUAAUGAAAAAUUUAUUCACAGACAGAAUAUGAACAGUAUAGAAAGAAGGGACACUGGGAGCAGUCAAAAUGGCAAGGAUGUAGGUCAGUCAGCUGGACCUAGUACUAUUGCUGACUCACUGACUAAAAGGCAAAGGAAACGGGAAUCAUCUUCUAGAAAUCCUAAUGUAGCAUCUCAUAAUUCUGAAACUAUAUUCGUCAAUUCAUCUGGGGAAUCAUCAAGUUCAUCCCGAAGCCAUGUCAUGGAUCCUGAUUUAAAUGACAAUGACAACAAUAGUUCGGUUGCUCGGGCAAUGCAAUUAGAAGCAGAUGAGAUGUUGGCACGUGAACUCCAAGAACAGAUGUAUAAUGAUGAUUAUUUUGAUGACAGUUGGAUUGAUGAACAUAUAGCACGGGAGCUGCAGGAUGAAGCGGAUCUUCUGCACACGUCUACUGUUAAUAAUCAGAUACCUCAUCCUUCAAGGGCUCCGAGGGAAAAUAGACAGCCCCAUUCACGACCACAUCAAAAUCCUUCAAAUAGGAGGAGAACUAUGCCUCAAGUUACUCUCUCUAAUAGAACCUCACAGUUGAGGAGUCGCAUGACAACUCGAUCGUCAAGGCCUACCAUGCCAUCUAGAGGAAGAGGAAGAGGACGAGGACGAGGAAGACUCCCCCGGUUUCCUCUAGAUAUGGACCUAGACAUGAGACUUGAUAUAUUGGAAGCAUUAGAAGAUGCAGUAGGGGAUUUUAAUGAUAUGGGAAUGGGAGAUGACAUCCUUAAUGCUCAUCGUGAUUUCAAUGAAGAUGAUUAUGAAAUGUUAUUGGCCCUUGAUGACCACAAUCACCAGCAUACUGGUGCAUCUACCAAUCUGAUCAAUAGCUUGCCACAGUCUACUGUCCAGACUGACAACUUCACAGAGGAUUGUGCCGUAUGUCUUGAGACCCCUGUCAGGGGAGACAUUAUUCGCCACCUUCCUUGUUUGCAUAAAUUUCACAAAGACUGUAUUGAUCCUUGGCUUGGUAGGAAAAGGUCGUGCCCGGUGUGCAAGUCAUCUCUCACCUAAUCCUGCGUGGAAUUUAAAUAGUUAAUUUAUCGUGCUGAAGUGUGUUAUCUCAGCUGUCUCAUUUUAUCUCUCAAAGGGUAAAGAAAAGCAUGAACAGUUUGUUUAUGCAUGGAAGUUGUAAUUGUAACAAAGGCACACUUCCUUUUUAGUGUCCUAUUUUCUGUCAUAGAUAUCUAAAAGUGAAUAGCAAGGCGUAGAAAAUCUGCAAGUUGAUAGCUUUUUUUGGUGCUGAUAUACUUUGAACUAUGGUUAGUUCCGGGAUCACAUUUUAGGAUAACUAUUCUGAAUUGAAGCCCUGCUGCUGGUUGUAAUGGAGCCUUCAAGUCAGUGGCAAAUACCAAAGGCUGUAUUAUUUCAUAAGUCAGAUGUGUUACAACUUGAUGGAAACACAGUUUUUGGUGGUUAUUGGAUUGAAAAUGAAUUUAUUAAGAGUUCAAGGUAAAA